Molecule: messenger RNA, 2472 nt
Organism: Procambarus clarkii (red swamp crayfish)
Lineage: Eukaryota; Metazoa; Arthropoda; Malacostraca; Decapoda; Cambaridae
Source: RefSeq, a predicted model, not a curated record
AAACACAAGCACAGUGUCGGUUACACGGACAAUCCCAGGCAGAAUUGCAUCGAGCAAUCAGAGGCACAAAUGCCUGGAAAAUCAGAGGCACAAAUGCCUGGAAAAUCAGAGGCACAAAUGCCUGGAAAAUCAGAGGCACAAAUGCCAGGAAAAUCAGAGGCACAAAUGCCAGGAAAAUCAGAGGCACAAAUGCCAGGAAAAUCAGAGGCACAAAUGCCAGGAAAAUCAGAGGCACAAAUGCCAGGAAAAUCAGAGGCACAAAUGCCAGGAAAAUCAGAGGCACAAAUGCCAGGAAAAUCAGAGGCACAAAUGCCAGGAAAAUCAGAGGCACAAAUGCCAGGAAAAUCAGAGGCACAAAUGCCAGGAAAAUCAGAGGCACAAAUGCCAGGAAAAUCAGAGGCACAAAUGCCAGGAAAAUCAGAGGCACAAAUGCCAGGAAAAUCAGAGGCACAAAUGCCAGGAAAAUCAGAGGCACAAAUGCCAGGAAAAUCAGAGGCACAAAUGCCAGGAAAAUCAGAGGCACAAAUGCCAGGAAAAUCAGAGGCACAAAUGCCAGGAAAAUCAGAGGCACAAAUGCCAGGAAAAUCAGAGGCACAAAUGCCAGGAAAAUCAGAGGCACAAAUGCCAGGAAAAUCAGAGGCACAAAUGGAUAUUAAACAGCGUCUUGGAGAAGAGGAGCCCAGCAGCCAGCACCGAGCACCCAGCAGCCAGCAGCCAGCACCUGGCACCCAGCAGCCAGCAGCCAGCAGCCAGCACCGAGCACCCAGCAGCCAGCAGCCAGCAGCCGGCACCCAGCAGCCAGCACCGAGCACCCAGCAGCCGGCACCCAGCAGCCAGCAGCCAGCACCCGGCACCCAGCAGCCAGCAGCCAGCACCCUGCACCCAGCAGCCAGCAGCCAGCACCUGGCACCCAGCAGCCAGCAGCCGGCACCCAGCAGCCAGCAGCCAGCAGCCGGCACCCAGCAGCCAGCAGCCGGCAGCCAGCAGCCAGCAGCCGGCACCCAGCAGCCAGCAGCCAGCACCCGACACCCAGCAGCCAGCAGCCAGCAGCCGGCACCCAGCAUCCAGCAGCCGGCACCCAGCAUCCAGCAGCCAGCACCCGGCAGCCAGCAGCCAGCAGCCGGCAGCCAGCAGCCAGCAGCCGGCAGCCAGCAGCCAGCAGCCGGCACCCAGCAGCCAGCACCCAGCAGCCAGCAGCCAGCACCCGGCAGCCGGCAGCCAGCAGCCAGCAGCCGGCAGCCGGCAGCCGGCAGCCGGCAGCCGGCAGCCAGCAGCCGGCAGCCGGCAGCCAGCAGCCAGCACCCGGCAGCCAGCAGCCAGCAGCCAGCACCCAGCAGCCAGCACCCGGCACCCGGCACCCAGCAGCCAGCACCCGGCACCCAGCAGCCAGCACCCGGCACCCAGCAGCCAGCAGCCAGCACCCGGCACCCAGCAGCCAGCACCCGGCACCCAGCAGCCAGCAGCCGGCACCCAGCAGCCAGCAGCCGGCACCCAGCAGCCAGCACCCAGCAGCCAGCAGCCAGCACCCAGCAGCCAGCACCGAGCACCCAGCAGCCAGCACCCGGCAUCCAGCAGCCAGCACCCGGCACCCAGCAGCCAGCAGCCAGCACCCGGCACCCAGCAGCCAGCAGCCGGCACCCAGCAGCCAGCAGCCAGCACCCGGCAUCCAGCAGCCAGCACCCAGCAGCCAGCAGCCAGCACCCAGCAGCCAGCACCGAGCACCCAGCAGCCAGCAGCCAGCACCCGGCACCCAGCAGCCAGCAGCCGGCACCCGGCACCCAGCAGCCAGCACCCGGCACCCAGCAGCCAGCACCCGGCACCCAGCAGCCAGCAGCCAGCAGCCAGCACCCGGCAUCCAGCAGCCAGCACCCAGCAGCCAGCAGCCAGCAGCCAGCACCGAGCACCCAGCAGCCAGCAGCCAGCACCGAGCACCCAGCAGCCAGCAGCCAGCAGCCGGCACCCAGCAGCCAGCAGCCAGCAGCCGGCAGCCAGCAGCCGGCAGCCAGCAGCCAGCAGCCAGCAGCCAGCACCCAGCAGCCAGCACCGAGCACCCAGCAGCCAGCACCCAGCAGCCAGCACCCAGCAGCCAGCAGCCAGCAGCCAGCACCGAGCACCCAGCAGCCAGCACCCGGCACCCAGCAGCCAGCACCCGGCACCCGGCAGCCAGCACCCAGCAGCCAGCAGCCAGCACCCGGCACCCAGCAGCCAGCACCCAGCAGCCAGCACCGAGCACCCAGCAGCCAGCACCCAGCAGCCAGCACCCAGCAGCCAGCAGCCAGCACCCGGCACCCAGCAGCCAGCACCCAGCAUCCAGCAGCCAGCACCCAGCAGCCAACAGCCAGCAUCCAGCAGCCAGCACCCAGCAGCCAGCAGCCAGCAUCCAGCAGCCAGCAGCCAGCAUCCAGCAGCUGUAAUAUCGCGCCGAGCCCUGCACCUCUGAGUCUCCCCUGGGCCAUAGCCACUCUGCCAUAG